UGCCCAGACACACAAGAUGGCUGAGAUGACGUCGUACGACCGCAUGAUUGUUCAUCGCCUGGCAGCAUUUCUGGGCCUAGACCACAACGUGGACAGUACGGGCAAGUGUGUGAUUCUCAGUCGCACAGAAAAUACCAGGAGUGUGAAAUUGUCAGAUCUGGUUUUAUUUGAGGAUGUGGAUCAGGAGCCAAAGAAGAAAAUCCUGUUGAAGAAGCCACAGAGUCUGGAUGAAAAACAUGGCCGUUUAGGCAAAGUUCCGUUUGCAUCAAUCCGGGCCAAGUCAUUGGAAGAACGCCAGCAAAUUUACAUAGAAGCUCGGGAGAGGAUAUUCAAUAAAAAUGAGGAGAUGGAAGCAGCUUCAGCAGCCCCUAAUUUACUGACAGCAAACUAUAUGCCUCAACAAAUUCAUCAUCAACGGUCACUAGACAGCAGCACAAGGUCCAGCAGCCAGCUGUCCACAAGAUGGGUCAGCACUGAGUCCAGCGGCUACGGUACGGACAGCACUUCGUUGAGUGGCACCAGGUUGCGGGGCUGCAUGACCAAAACACACAGCUAUGGGGGCACUGCUUCUGAACCUAGUGCCUCACAGCUGGGCAUCAGUAUGCGGAGAACUCUGAGCUUAAGCAAAGCUGAAUCCCUGAAAGAUUCCCCACACACCCACUAUGGGAGUCCGCCUAUGCCUCAGACUGGUUGUCAGAUACCGAUGUCUGUAUCCUUCCCCGGAGACCACUCACACUUAUCCAGAUCCACCUCUGACGCCAGUUCAUCGCCACUUUCUCAGU
Molecule: messenger RNA, 782 nt
Organism: Candidula unifasciata
Lineage: Eukaryota; Metazoa; Mollusca; Gastropoda; Stylommatophora; Geomitridae
Source: the annotation of a GenBank genome assembly